Molecule: messenger RNA, 1650 nt
Organism: Brachypodium distachyon (stiff brome)
Lineage: Eukaryota; Viridiplantae; Streptophyta; Magnoliopsida; Poales; Poaceae
Product: transmembrane protein 120 homolog
Exons: 10
Coding region: 186-1277 (363 amino acids)
Cellular component (GO): membrane
Source: RefSeq, a predicted model, not a curated record
AGCUGAGACCUGAGAGAGAAGAGAGGUCUCCCAAAUCAAACCCACCCUCUCUGCCUGCAGCUGGGACCCAGUCGUCAGCCUCUGUCGCCCAUCUCUCCCGAGCGACCUGUAUAGAGAGAGGGGGCGAAGAGAGGAGGAAGCUACUAGAGGGGAGGGAAGCAGAGGGGCGAGCAGCAGAGGAGGAGAUGGCGGAGGAGACGGCGGAGGCGGCGGCCCGCGUGGCGGAGCAGGCGCGGGAGCUGCAGGACGCGGCGGCGGCGCUCAUGUCUCGGGCGCGGGCGGAGGAGGAGGCGCUGCGCCGCCGCGCCGCGGCACUCGCGGGGGAGCUCGGACGUCUGCGCAAGGCCGCCGCCGCCGCCGCUGGGCACGCCGACCGUGAGAAGGUUGAGGAGGACUUGGAUCGAGCGGCAUGCCUCAUGAGCGACGGCGACAUCGCGUCGAUCGUCCCGAGCAAGGCGCACGGCACUUUUUUGAAGGUGCUCUUGGGCCCAGUGAAUCUCCGGGCAAGGAAGGAGGUGCAGCUCAAGGUGAAGGAGGAAUACAAUAGCUACAGGGAUAGGACUGCAGUAGUGUUUCUUGGUUUCCCGAUGAUUCUGUUGUUUCUUCGAACAUGGUUAUGGAAUGGAUGCUUCCCAGCAUUGCCAGUUCAGCUAUACCAGGCUUGGCUGUUAUUCCUGUAUACAACUUUAGCUUUGCGAGAGAACAUUUUGCGAGUUAAUGGAAGUGAUAUCCGUCCUUGGUGGGUAAGCCAUCACUAUUGUGCCAUGCUGAUGGCUCUUGUAAGUCUCACAUGGGAGAUUAAAGGACAACCUGACUGUGCACGUAAACAGAGAGGUGUUGAGCUGUUUCUGUGCUGGGCUGUGAUGCAAGGUUUUGCCAUGAUGUUGCAGAACAGAUACCAACGUCAAAGACUAUAUACUCGGAUUGCUUUAGGGAAGGCUAAAAGAAUGGACGUAGUGUGGGGGGAGACUGCUGGUGUUGAAGGUCAAUUAUUGCUGUUGUGUCCUGUCCUCUUUCUGUUACAGGUCUUUGAGGGUUAUGUUGGAUUUUUACUUCUUCGGACAGCUCAUAGAGGCAUCAUCCCUGAGUGGCAGGUUGUGGUGUGUGGGAUCCUGCUUAUUGCAAUGGCAAUUGGCAACUUUGCAAACACAGUGGAUACAUUGAUGGUCAAGUCAAGAUUCAAAGCGAAAAUGAAGAAAUCCAAAAGCAAACGUGAUCUUGCUGCGUGCACCUCACCAACUGGCUCAUCGCUGACAAAUUCGGCAGCUGGAGCUUGAAAAGGAGAUGUUCCCAUCCUAUGAACAUUGCGUCAUUGCCCAUGUCCAAUCAGGGUUAUCCUAAUUGUAAAGCAUUAGUUUUUCGGCCACCAGCUCCUAGAGCUGACCGUCCCUGUCAAGGUUAUACUUGUGUAGUCAUCAAACAACUAGGUUGCUGAUGGUCUCAGGUUGAGGGUAACCAAGAAUAAUGUUUGUUUAUCUUUUUUUUUCUGAACAGCAAGUGGGCUAGAUGAACUUAGGAUUGUAAGAUGUAGCGCAAUUUUCCCAGUAUAGCUAUUGUGAGACUUACAUUGUCGGAAUCAAACAUGUGAAGUUGUAUACAGCUGUGACCCUGUCAAUUCUGUCUUCAUAAGGCGUUUCUGUUGUUGGGCCA